AUAAGGGCAGGUAGAGUAUAAUGAGCUGUGAGUAUAGCCAUCAUUUAUCACGUCUUGAAAAUGGCAUCCAUCGUCGUGAGCUAAAUCGGUUUACAAAAUUAUCAACAUAAUAGUGAUUAGCCUAAGUAUUUUUGCUGCGACGACGCUUCAGACUAUACAUACAAAUUUAGUAUCUACUUUGAAAUCGGUGUCGAGAUUUUUUUUUAAAGAUUUCGUGAUAGAAAAUGUCGACCAGAAGUGAAAUAUCGAUGUAUUUUUUAGUUUUAUUGGUUUUGAAUUUUGGGGCUAUUCGCGAUUGUGAAUGUCACAAUGUUCUCGCUCCUUAUGCUUGGAGAGAAGUGAAUUUCUUGUACCCCAGUGAGGCUGAACGGGCCGAAGCUAUCGCGAAUGGUAAUUUUGUGCCUGCGAAUGUUCUCGUAAACGAUGUAGAUGCUUGGCCAGGUAAUAUGAAAAAUGAAAACGCCGCAGAGCAACGUGUUUUCGUCACAACUCCUAGAGUCACAAAUGGUAUUCCAGCGACUUUAUCAAUAGUGACAAAUCUGCGAAGCAAUGACUCUUUCACUCUGUCACCAUUUCCAAGUUGGGCAUCUCAGACAAUAGAUUCAGAAUGUAACGGGAUCGUCUCAGUCGAUAAAAUAUAUAUUGACAAAUGUGGAUUGCUAUGGAUCAUAGAUACAGGCGUGAUAAACGGUUUCUUCGCCCCUACCAGAUCUUGCAGACCAAAAAUACUGAUUUACGAUUUGAAAAAUCAAGAUACUUUAAUAGAACGUUACGAGUUUCCUACAGGAGUCUACCUUGACCGAAGUGGUUUCACGACCACCGUCACCGAUUCCAGAUCAGACAAUUGCAGAGACUCCAUCGCGUAUAUUGCCGAUCUAAGUGGCAACGGUUUGGUGGUAUUCGAUUUAUACCAAAGAGCUAGUUGGAGAAUAGAUCACAACUUUUUCUACGCAUUUCCUCGAUUUGGUACUUUCACGAUUGCUGGCCAAUCCUUCGAUUUGAUGGAUGGUAUCUUUGGACUGGCCUUAGGACCAAUCCAACCCUCCGGAGACCGUACCCUAUACUUCCACAGUUUGGCCAGUAUCCGAGAAAGCUGGGUAGCUACUUCAGCCAUCAGAAACUCCACUCUGGUACGAGAUCCAGACUUAAUCCGACAACGUUUCCAUCUAUCGCCGGAAUUCCGCCAAGGUCAAAGCUCUCUGGAAGUAAUGACCGAAAACGGCAUACUCAUCUAUAGCGAUGUUAUUCACAACUCAUUAGCAUGUUGGAACACAGCUACUGAGCCGAUCAAAGAGAACACCCAAGUUAUUUACGAGAGCUUCGAACAUUUACAAUUCGUCAGCGGACUCAAACUGAAAGGAGACAGCUUAUGGAUCGCUACGAAUCGUGUCCAGACUGUCCUAUCUCGUACAAAUAUCACCACAAAUACGGCCAACGAUUUCCGUAUGAGAAUUAUAGUCAUCCAAUCCAUUACAGAAUUACUCAAAGGAACCAAAUGUUUGAACCCGAUUCCAUCUAUUCCGCCUCCUCCUAAGAGAGGACCCCUGGGCAUGGGACCUCCUCCGCAUCCAGUGUACCCUAGGCCAACCUUGAUAUAAUAUUCUUAUUAAAAGUCUGGAUGGCGUUGGCUUUUAUCCUUGAAAGUAUUAUUUUCAAAAUCGACGUACGAAGGGUCUGCGGAGUUCAAAAAGCGACUACGUAAAGAAUGAAAUAACACCAGGAUCGUGAAAAUGUCGACUCUGCGAUUUUUCGUUGGAAUUUGGUAGUUUUAUCAUUUUAUCGAAUUUUUCGACUUUAAUUGGUUCCUAUGUACAUAUCAAUUUAUCGAUGAAAAUUGUUCGCAAUGUAAUAAGUAAAUACAAAAAACACAUUCCGGCGUCAUAAUCAUAAAUUAACUGAUAAUGAAGUAAUAUUCAACAUACGUGAAUAAUUGUUUAUCAAAUCGUUGUAAACUUUUCGCUAUCGCAAUCAAUAAAUGAUACAUUUUUCAAUGUAUGUAAGUA
Messenger RNA from Planococcus citri (citrus mealybug), 2003 nucleotides. RefSeq names its product protein yellow-like. Gene Ontology annotation, cellular component: extracellular region. The record is from RefSeq and is a predicted model, not a curated record. The transcript has 6 exons. Bases 225 to 1598 code for a protein of 457 amino acids. Lineage: Eukaryota; Metazoa; Arthropoda; Insecta; Hemiptera; Pseudococcidae.